ACCGCGUCGUGCACGUCGGUCUACGAUUCAGAUUCACGGGAUUCACGUUCAGUACGCUUGCCGCUCCGUACGUUUGUAAACAUUUUUCUUAUUGUUAUCGGGAUUGUUUUGCAUGCGGAUGCAUACCUGCUUGUGAAGUAGUUUUUAUUCUCUGGUGAACAUCAGUAAGGAUAACAUCUAAAGCAAUGCCCACUUGGAAUCAGAUUCAGGCCCAGCUUCGGCAUCCCAACAAUCCGGUAGUGUUUAUGGACAUUACAGUGGGUACCUCGGAAAUUGGCAGAAUGGUAUUUGAAUUGUUUGCGGAUGUGGUUCCGAAAACGUGCGAAAAUUUCCGUCAGUUUUGCACUGGCGAAUACAAAAAGGACGGAGUACCGGUCGGAUACAAAGGCUCAAGUUUUCAUCGUGUCAUUAAGGACUUUAUGAUUCAAGGUGGUGAUUUCGUAAAUGGUGAUGGAACAGGUGUGAUGAGCAUUUACGGUAACAGUACAUUCCCAGAUGAAGGUUUUCUGUUAAAACACGAAGCUCCAGGGCUAUUAUCUAUGGCCAACAGUGGGAAAGACACCAACGGUUGUCAGUUCUUUAUUACUUGCGCCAAGUGUAACUUUCUUGACUAUAAGCAUGUUGUGUUCGGACGAGUUCUAGAUGGGUUGCUAAUUAUGCGAAAAAUUGAAAAUGUGCCGACCGGUCCGAACAACAAACCAAAGCUGCCUGUAGUGAUUUCGCAAUGUGGACAAAUGUAAGGUAUUGAUUAGAUCGUCAGCUUAGCGUAUAAAAUAAUAUUGUAAACGAGCAAUGCAGUUAUUGCGGAUAAUAGUUGCACACCUGACACUAAUGAUA
Molecule: messenger RNA, 837 nt
Organism: Sabethes cyaneus
Lineage: Eukaryota; Metazoa; Arthropoda; Insecta; Diptera; Culicidae
Product: peptidyl-prolyl cis-trans isomerase H
Exons: 3
Coding region: 186-740 (184 amino acids)
Biological process (GO): protein peptidyl-prolyl isomerization; protein folding
Cellular component (GO): intracellular membrane-bounded organelle
Molecular function (GO): peptidyl-prolyl cis-trans isomerase activity
Source: RefSeq, a predicted model, not a curated record